GAGAGGGGUAGGGCUGACUGAGUAGCUUGCCUGACUUGAGUCCGGGCAGCAGUCACUUUUGCGUGUGGCGCGUUGCGGGUCGCCAGAGGCUUACCGGUGCGUGGCGCCGUUCGAUCCGCGCCAGAGUGCGGUGAGGUGGAGCGGGCCGGUACCGUCCUGCUUUUGUGUUUCUAACAUUCCCACCCCCCGCCCCUGUUGCAGCGAAGGAAACUGGGGCCAGUCGGGUUUUGCAGUGCUGCUCGUGGAUUAACCAGACUGACUGAAUGGUGUAAGGGUAAACAGGGUACGUUUUAUUCAGAUGCUUCUGGAACGUCGAAAUUCUCUUCUUUGGAAAGAACCAUCCCCUCUUUGGGCUUUAGGGGCCCAGAUAGAGGCGCAAUGAUGAGAGGAUGUGGUGGUCCACUCUGAUGUCAAUCUUGAGGGCUAGUUCUUUUUGGAGGUGGAUAUCUGCUCAGACAGUAAGAAUUAUAAGAGCUCUGAGAGCUCAUUUUGAAGGAAAAAUGGAUGAACCAUCCCCCUUGGCCAAACCUCUGGAGCUGAACCAGCACUCUCGGUUCAUAAUUGGUUCUGUAUCUGAAGAUAACUCAGAGGAUGAAAUCAGCAACCUGGUGAAGCUGGACCUACUGGAGGAGAAGGAAGGCUCUCUGUCACCAGCUUCUGUUGGCUCAGAUACGCUCUCUGAUUUGGGGAUUUCCAGCCUACAGGAUGGCUUGGCCUUGCACAUGAGGUCCAGCAUGUCUGGCUUGCAUCUAGUAAAGCAAGGUCGAGACCGAAAGAAAAUAGACUCACAGCGAGAUUUCACUGUAGCUUCACCAGCAGAAUUUGUUACGCGUUUUGGGGGGAAUAAAGUGAUUGAGAAGGUUCUUAUUGCCAACAAUGGCAUCGCAGCAGUGAAAUGCAUGCGGUCCAUCCGCCGAUGGUCUUAUGAAAUGUUUCGAAAUGAACGUGCAAUCCGGUUUGUUGUUAUGGUCACACCUGAAGACCUGAAAGCCAAUGCAGAAUACAUUAAGAUGGCAGAUCACUAUGUGCCGGUGCCAGGAGGACCAAACAACAACAACUAUGCAAACGUGGAAUUAAUUCUUGAUAUUGCUAAAAGGAUCCCAGUACAAGCAGUGUGGGCUGGCUGGGGUCAUGCUUCUGAGAAUCCCAAGCUCCCAGAACUUCUUUUGAAAAAUGGCAUCGCCUUCAUGGGUCCUCCAAGCCAGGCCAUGUGGGCUUUGGGGGAUAAGAUUGCAUCUUCCAUAGUGGCUCAAACUGCUGGUAUCCCAACUCUUCCCUGGAGUGGGAGUGGUCUUCGUGUGGACUGGCAGGAAAAUGAUUUUUCAAAACGUAUCUUAAAUGUUCCCCAGGAAUUAUAUCAAAAAGGUUAUGUGAAGGAUGUGGAUGAUGGGCUGAAGGCAGCAGAGGAAGUUGGAUAUCCAGUAAUGAUCAAGGCCUCAGAAGGAGGAGGAGGGAAAGGAAUCAGAAAAGUUAACAAUGCAGAUGACUUCCCUAACCUCUUCAGACAGGUUCAAGCUGAAGUUCCUGGAUCUCCUAUAUUUGUGAUGAGACUAGCCAAACAAUCCCGUCAUCUGGAGGUACAGAUUUUAGCAGAUCAGUACGGCAAUGCUAUCUCUCUGUUUGGUCGUGACUGCUCUGUGCAGCGCAGGCAUCAGAAGAUUAUUGAAGAAGCACCAGCUGCUAUUGCUACUCCAGCAGUAUUCGAACAUAUGGAACAGUGUGCGGUGAAACUUGCCAAAAUGGUUGGUUAUGUGAGUGCAGGGACUGUCGAAUACCUCUACAGCCAGGAUGGAAGCUUCUACUUUCUGGAACUGAACCCUCGGCUACAGGUGGAGCACCCUUGUACAGAGAUGGUGGCUGAUGUCAACCUCCCUGCAGCGCAACUCCAGAUUGCCAUGGGGAUCCCUCUGUAUAGAAUCAAGGAUAUUCGUAUGAUGUAUGGAGUAUCUCCCUGGGGUGAUGCUCCCAUUGAUUUUGAAAAUUCUGCUCAUGUUCCUUGCCCAAGGGGCCAUGUUAUUGCUGCUCGGAUCACUAGUGAAAAUCCAGAUGAGGGUUUUAAGCCCAGCUCAGGAACAGUUCAGGAACUGAAUUUCCGUAGCAAUAAGAAUGUUUGGGGUUAUUUCAGUGUUGCUGCUGCAGGGGGCCUUCACGAAUUUGCUGAUUCUCAGUUUGGUCACUGCUUCUCCUGGGGAGAAAACAGAGAGGAAGCAAUUUCAAACAUGGUGGUGGCUUUGAAGGAGCUAUCUAUUCGGGGUGACUUUCGAACUACAGUUGAAUACCUCAUCAAAUUGCUGGAGACUGAGAGUUUUCAGCUGAAUAGAAUUGACACUGGCUGGCUAGACAGACUGAUAGCAGAAAAAGUACAGGCAGAGCGACCUGAUACCAUGUUGGGAGUUGUGUGUGGGGCUCUCCACGUGGCAGAUGUGAGCCUACGGAAUAGCAUCUCUAACUUCCUUCAUUCCUUAGAAAGGGGUCAAGUUCUUCCUGCUCAUACGCUUCUGAAUACAGUAGAUGUUGAACUUAUCUAUGAGGGAGUCAAAUAUGUACUUAAGGUGACUCGACAGUCCCCCAACUCGUAUGUGGUGAUCAUGAACGGCUCAUGCGUAGAAGUAGAUGUGCAUCGGCUGAGUGAUGGAGGGCUGCUCCUGUCCUAUGAUGGCAGCAGUUAUACCACAUACAUGAAGGAGGAAGUAGAUAGAUAUCGUAUCACAAUUGGCAAUAAGACCUGUGUGUUUGAGAAGGAAAAUGACCCUUCAGUGAUGCGCUCACCUUCUGCUGGGAAGUUAAUCCAGUAUAUUGUGGAGGAUGGAGGCCAUGUGUUUUCUGGCCAGUGCUAUGCUGAGAUUGAGGUGAUGAAGAUGGUAAUGACCUUAACAGCAGCAGAGUCUGGCUGUAUCCAUUAUGUCAAACGGCCUGGAGCAGCUCUUGACCCUGGCUGUGUGAUAGCCAAAAUGCAGUUAGACAACCCCAGCAAGGUCCAACAGGCUGAGCUUCACACGGGUAGUCUGCCACGGAUCCAGAGCACAGCACUGAGAGGCGAGAAGCUCCAUCGAGUGUUCCAUUAUGUCCUGGAUAAUCUGGUCAACGUAAUGAAUGGAUACUGCCUUCCAGAUCCUUUUUUUAGUAGCAGGGUAAAAGACUGGGUAGAGCGGUUGAUGAAGACCCUCAGAGAUCCCUCCUUGCCUCUCCUAGAAUUGCAAGAUAUCAUGACCAGUGUCUCUGGCCGUAUUCCCCCGAAUGUGGAGAAGUCUAUUAAGAAGGAAAUGGCUCAGUAUGCCAGCAACAUCACAUCAGUCCUCUGUCAGUUUCCCAGCCAGCAGAUUGCCAACAUCCUAGAUAGCCAUGCAGCUACAUUGAACCGGAAAUCUGAACGGGAAGUUUUCUUCAUGAACACUCAGAGCAUUGUCCAGCUGGUACAGAGGUACCGAAGUGGCAUCCGAGGCCACAUGAAGGCUGUUGUGAUGGAUCUGCUACGGCAGUACCUACGAGUAGAGACACAGUUCCAGAAUGGUCACUAUGACAAAUGUGUGUUUGCCCUUCGAGAAGAGAACAAGAGUGACAUGAACACUGUGCUAAACUAUAUCUUCUCUCAUGCUCAAGUCACCAAGAAGAAUCUUCUGGUCACAAUGCUUAUUGAUCAGUUGUGUGGUCGGGACCCUACUCUCACUGAUGAGCUGCUGAAUAUCCUCACAGAGCUAACUCAACUCAGUAAGACCACCAAUGCCAAAGUGGCACUUCGAGCACGCCAGGUUCUUAUUGCCUCCCAUUUGCCAUCAUAUGAGCUUCGCCAUAACCAAGUAGAGUCUAUCUUCCUUUCAGCUAUUGACAUGUAUGGACAUCAGUUUUGCAUUGAGAACCUGCAGAAACUCAUCUUGUCUGAAACAUCUAUUUUUGAUGUCCUACCAAACUUCUUCUAUCACAGCAACCAGGUAGUGAGGAUGGCAGCUCUGGAGGUUUAUGUUCGAAGGGCUUACAUUGCCUAUGAACUUAACAGCGUCCAACAUCGCCAGCUUAAGGACAAUACCUGCGUGGUGGAAUUCCAGUUCAUGCUGCCCACAUCGCAUCCAAACAGAGGGAACAUCCCCACGCUAAACAGAAUGUCCUUCUCCUCCAACCUCAACCACUAUGGCAUGACUCACGUAGCUAGUGUCAGCGAUGUGCUGUUGGACAACUCAUUUACUCCACCGUGUCAGCGGAUGGGCGGAAUGGUCUCUUUUCGGACUUUCGAAGAUUUUGUCAGGAUCUUUGAUGAAGUGAUGGGCUGCUUCUGUGACUCCCCACCCCAAAGCCCCACGUUCCCUGAGGCAGGUCACACAUCUCUGUAUGAUGAAGACAAGGUCCCCAGGGAUGAACCAAUUCACAUUCUGAAUGUGGCUAUCAAGACUGACUGUGAUAUUGAGGAUGACAGACUGGCAGCUAUGUUCAGAGAGUUUACCCAACAAAAUAAAGCUACCCUGGUUGAGCAUGGGAUACGGCGCCUUACUUUCCUGGUCGCACAAAAGGAUUUCAGAAAACAGGUCAACUAUGAGGUGGAUCAGAGAUUUCAUAGAGAAUUUCCUAAAUUUUUCACGUUCCGAGCAAGGGAUAAGUUUGAGGAGGAUCGUAUCUAUCGUCACCUGGAGCCUGCCCUAGCUUUCCAGUUAGAACUGAACCGGAUGAGAAAUUUUGACCUUACUGCCAUUCCGUGUGCUAAUCAUAAGAUGCACCUGUAUCUUGGGGCAGCCAAGGUGGAAGUGGGCACUGAAGUGACAGACUAUAGGUUCUUUGUUCGUGCAAUCAUCAGACAUUCUGAUCUGGUCACCAAGGAAGCUUCUUUUGAAUAUCUACAAAAUGAAGGGGAGCGGCUGCUCCUGGAGGCCAUGGAUGAAUUGGAAGUUGCUUUUAAUAAUACAAAUGUUCGCACUGACUGCAACCACAUCUUCCUCAACUUUGUGCCCACAGUCAUUAUGGACCCAUCAAAGAUUGAGGAAUCUGUGCGGAGCAUGGUAAUGCGCUAUGGAAGUCGGCUGUGGAAAUUACGUGUCCUCCAGGCAGAACUGAAAAUCAACAUUCGCCUGACACCAACUGGAAAAGCAAUUCCCAUCCGCCUCUUCCUGACAAAUGAGUCCGGCUAUUACUUGGACAUCAGCUUGUACAAGGAAGUGACUGACUCCAGGACAGCACAGAUCAUGUUUCAGGCAUAUGGAGACAAACAGGGACCAUUGCAUGGAAUGUUAAUCAACACUCCAUAUGUCACCAAAGACCUACUUCAAUCAAAGAGAUUCCAGGCACAAUCCUUGGGGACAACAUACAUAUAUGAUAUCCCAGAGAUGUUUCGGCAGUCUCUGAUCAAACUCUGGGAGUCUAUGUCUACUCAAGCAUUCCUUCCAUCACCCCCCCUGCCUUCUGACAUGCUGACGUAUACUGAGCUUGUGUUGGAUGAUCAGGGUCAGCUGGUCCACAUGAACAGGCUUCCAGGAGGAAAUGAGAUUGGCAUGGUAGCUUGGAAAAUGACCCUUAAAAGUCCUGAAUAUCCAGAAGGCCGAGAUAUCAUUGUUAUUGGCAAUGACAUCACAUACCUAAUUGGGUCCUUUGGGCCCCAGGAGGAUUUGCUGUUUCUCAGAGCUUCUGAGCUUGCCAGGGCAGAGGGUAUCCCACGCAUCUUUGUCGCAGCCAACAGCGGAGCACGAAUUGGACUGGCAGAGGAAAUUCGUCAUAUGUUUCACGUGGCCUGGGUAGAUCCUGAGGAUCCUUACAAGGGAUACAAAUACUUAUAUCUGACCCCUCAGGAUUAUAAGAGGGUCAGUGCUCUCAACUCUGUCCACUGUGAACAUGUAGAAGAUGAAGGAGAAUCCAGGUACAAGAUAACUGAUAUUAUUGGGAAGGAAGAGGGACUUGGAGCAGAGAACCUUCGAGGCUCUGGAAUGAUUGCUGGAGAAUCCUCAUUGGCCUAUAAUGAGAUUAUCACCAUCAGCUUGGUUACAUGCCGGGCUAUUGGGAUUGGAGCUUACCUUGUCCGGCUGGGACAGAGAACCAUCCAGGUUGAAAAUUCUCACUUAAUUCUGACCGGAGCUGGAGCUCUCAACAAAGUCCUUGGGCGGGAAGUAUACACCUCCAAUAACCAGCUUGGGGGCAUUCAGAUCAUGCACAACAAUGGGGUGACCCACAGCAUCGUUUGUGAUGACUUUGAAGGGGUUUUCACUGUCCUGCACUGGCUGUCUUACAUGCCUAAGAAUGUGCACAGUUUAGUACCUCUCCUGAACUCCAAGGAUCCUAUAGAUAGAAUCAUCGAAUUUGUUCCUACGAAGGCCCCCUAUGAUCCUCGAUGGAUGCUAGCAGGCCGUCCUCACCCAACCCAGAAAGGUCAGUGGUUGAGUGGAUUCUUUGACUAUGGAUCUUUCUCUGAAAUCAUGCAACCCUGGGCACAGACUGUGGUGGUUGGCAGAGCCAGGCUAGGAGGAAUACCUGUAGGAGUAGUUGCUGUAGAAACCCGAACAGUGGAACUAAGUAUCCCAGCCGACCCUGCAAACCUGGAUUCUGAAGCCAAGAUAAUCCAGCAGGCUGGCCAGGUUUGGUUUCCAGAUUCUGCGUUUAAGACCUAUCAGGCUAUCAAGGACUUCAACCGCGAAGGGCUGCCUCUGAUGGUGUUUGCCAACUGGAGAGGCUUCUCCGGUGGGAUGAAAGAUAUGUACGACCAGGUGCUGAAGUUUGGUGCUUACAUCGUGGAUAGCUUACGGGAGUGCUCCCAGCCUGUGCUGGUUUACAUUCCUCCUCAAGCUGAGCUCCGGGGUGGCUCCUGGGUUGUGAUUGACCCCACCAUCAACCCCCGGCACAUGGAGAUGUACGCUGACCGAGAAAGCAGGGGAUCAGUUCUGGAGCCAGAAGGGACAGUAGAAAUCAAAUUCCGCAGAAAAGAUCUGGUGAAAACCAUGCGUCGGGUGGACCCAGUCUACAUUCGCUUGGCUGAACGACUGGGCACCCCAGAGCUAAGCGCAGCUGAGCGGAAGGAGCUGGAGAACAAGUUGAAGGAGCGGGAGGAAUUCCUAAUUCCCAUUUACCAUCAGGUAGCCGUGCAGUUUGCUGACUUGCACGACACACCAGGCCGGAUGCAGGAGAAGGGUGUUAUUAACGACAUCCUGGAUUGGAAAACAUCCCGUACCUUCUUCUACUGGCGGCUGAGGCGUCUCCUGCUGGAGGACCUGGUCAAAAAGAAAAUCCACAAUGCCAACCCAGAGCUCACUGACGGUCAGAUCCAGGCCAUGUUAAGGCGCUGGUUUGUAGAAGUGGAAGGAACCGUGAAGGCCUAUGUUUGGGACAAUAACAAGGAUCUAGUGGAGUGGCUGGAGAAACAGCUGACCGAGGAAGAUGGUGUUCGCUCAGUAAUCGAGGAAAACAUCAAAUACAUCAGCAGAGACUAUGUCCUCAAGCAGAUCCGCAGCUUGGUACAGGCCAAUCCCGAGGUUGCCAUGGAUUCCAUCGUCCAUAUGACCCAGCACAUCUCACCCACUCAGCGAGCAGAAGUCGUACGGAUCCUCUCCACGAUGGACUCCCCUUCAACAUAGAAAGAGCUUCCUGCCCAUCCCUGCCCUGCCUCUGGAGAAAAGGGCUAGAGCUGCCUUUUACGCCUGAAACCACUCUGAUGAGAAGGCACAGGAGACCCAGCACUGGAAUCAAAGUGGCAUUUUGCUUCCCCUUGAACGUUUUCAGGUUAUGCAUGACAUAUUGGGACAUAGGGUCACAAAGUCCCCACUGGUCACACCCAUCCCAUUCAGUAUUUAUUACCCUGUCUGUGACUAUAGCUCUUUCUCCCUGCAAGGACCCGAGAAGGCAAUGAAGGGUACAAGCAUGUACCAUGAGGUCUCACUACACAAAGCAGGGCUGCUGCUCCUGUCCAUACAGCUACUUGGUCCCAGCCCAGGGAGGUACUCAGCAGCCCUUCCUCACCCCUGGCCCCAUGAGCCUGCAGCCACGGGCAGCAGAGGAGGGCUGGAGUGAGGAGGAAGCCUCGAGUCCACGGUUUUUUUUACCCCCACAUUCAGCCUGGUACGCACUAGGUACAGGAGAAGAAUAGUUCCCAACUUAAUCACACCAAGGUACCUAUUUAUCCUUCAUGGAGUAUGAAAUCUGCAAGCUCCAUAGGAACUCGAAGAUGAGGGCAAAACCACGAUCCAAGAAGCAGAGAAAAAAGGUAGACCAAGUCACUGCUGUUGAUUUAGGGACCUCAACUGUGGGUUUGAUUCUCUUAGAACAAACAGAAGGACAGUUGACCUACCACUACCUUGCCUGUCGCUGCUCAGUUCUCUGCUGCACCUGCUGGGAGCUGCACAGACAGCACGAGAGCCUGAGCUGGCAGAAGAAGAGCUGGGGGAGUGACCCUUUCUGUCACUACUGGAAAGUUAGUUACUCAUGCCACAGGGAGAAUGGGCUGGAUAGUCUCUCAUUUUAGGACUUGUAAGGUUAUUACUAUUAAGCCUGGAGCUUUGAUAGUUAUAAAAGGUUAAUAGUGCCUACAGAGUCACUCAGCUCUUUUUCCAGGGCAACUCUCCCAGCAGCGGACGUUCCUGCUUCCUUUGGGUCUUGUCUCUCCCUGGAAUGUCCACAAGCAGCAGGUGUAGCCAGUCUCCCCACAGCUGCUGAAAGGAACCCUGGUGACAUCUCUGUUCUGAGCAGCAGGAACUGGCCUUCCCCAGUGUGAGCAGGCUUCCAGGGAACAUGGAAUCCACAUGACCUUAAGAUUACCUACAACUCCGUCAUGGUGCUGCUGUCUUCCAGGCUCACCGGUCCCUCCCUGGCCAGCGGCAGGGGCCUCCUCACCAAUGGUAGAGUUUAUUUUCAACAACCUGUUUAUUCAAAGAAAGAGUUUACUGAUUCCCCCGUUGGUGUUCCUAAAGCAAGAGUGGCAGGUGGUCAGGGCUGGUGUAGCAUGCAGUUCUUACAGUGCAGCUAAUUGCAUUUGUCACUGAUGACCAAGGAGGAAAUAAAUCACUAAGAUGUUUUGGAAGCGGUGGUAUGAAUACUUUCAUACAAGCUACAGUUUUGAGCCUUAACCCUACAGUACACGCACAAGAAAGAGCCCUCUUCUUCAGGAACUGCUUGUGCACAUGGGCACUGUGUAGCUGGAUACAUUACUGACUGCCCUCUGGAACUCGGAGCUUCAGCCAGGCUGCCCUGAUGCAAGGUGCAGGUGUUGAGCAUCAUCAAAGAGGGCAGAAGAAGGUGAGGAACAAUGUUCGGUCCAGAUAGAAGCAUCCACUGUGGCUGGUAUCUGCUUAAGUAAAAACUGGAUUCAUCUUGGACCAGAUUAUACUUUUCUGCAAUUAGUAAAAUCUACCUGUAGGUGGUACAAACCCCCUGCACACCCCAGCUGGCCUGUGCUUGCCCUGGCUUUUCUUCAGAGGCAGGGUGGGUUAUAUUCGUGUUACCAAUCCCCCUUCACCAAAUUAUUAUUCAGUAAGUGAAUAUGGUUCCUCUCUAAAAGUCUGUGAUGCCUACUCCCCCAUCCCCAGAGCACCUCACUGUAGGUCUUACCCCAGACAGGAAUUUUUCAUGCAGAGAAGUCAGGGAGAGCCAUAGAACGUGAGCAAUCUGAUAUCCCCCAGCCCAUUAUAUAGGCAAGGUUACUGAGCUAGGAGGAGUAUAAACGAUGUAUUGAACAAGACUUACUUGAGCCGAGAUCGCCAUAUUCACUUCAUUCACAAAGCAGCCUUCACUUGUCUCGUUGAGCAUUCAAUGGACACAUACCCUGAUGAGCAAGGAGCAUCAGUCAAAUGUAUUCUUUCCACAUUUUGUUGAAAUAAACCUCCACAUUUGUAGAAGA
Molecule: messenger RNA, 9796 nt
Organism: Lynx canadensis (Canada lynx)
Lineage: Eukaryota; Metazoa; Chordata; Mammalia; Carnivora; Felidae
Gene: ACACA
Product: acetyl-CoA carboxylase alpha
Exons: 56
Coding region: 390-7541 (2383 amino acids)
Biological process (GO): fatty acid biosynthetic process
Molecular function (GO): acetyl-CoA carboxylase activity; metal ion binding; ATP binding
Source: RefSeq, a predicted model, not a curated record